CUGUGGUCUGAUACACAGUGUUCCGACAGCAUCCCUAAUAGACAGACAUGGCGGGUACCGGGAUAACAGUGGCGCUGAUCGCAGUGUUGAUUCAGAUUAUCUACGCCUCCAAACUGAUGAACGUCGAUAGUCACCAACUUGCCGACAAGGAAGGUCAGGCAUCUAAGCUCAAUUUUGUAGAGGCGAUGAGUAAAGUCCUAAAGGCUAGGGAUACCAAGGAGAAGAAUCUCAGACAAGCGAAAGAAAAAACCCUGAAAAGAAACAGCGUUCCCUAUGAGUACCUUGGCGGUUGUUACGAUAACAAUGAAAAUUGCGAGUAUUGGGCGUCCACCGGCGAGUGUAACAGCAACCCGGCGUACAUGCAUAGUACAUGCCAGUAUUCAUGCGGAACGUGCUGUUCCGACAGUAACGACCAAUGCGGAUACUGGGCUUCCACUGGGGAGUGUUACAUAAACCCGGAUUAUAUGGAUAUCAACUGUGCGAUGUCCUGCGGUUAUUGUUAUGGAGGUAUUCACUACAAACGUGACGUCACUAAGAACUUCGGUAACAGCCCACCCGGCACCAGAGAUGACUCGCGCGAACAACUCAGGACUGAUGAUAAAAUGAAACGGGCGUACGAGCUCGGGAAAUUUAUCAAGAGAGCUCUAACAUGGCCACAUUCACAAGGAAACAAUGGGUCACCUGGCACACAUGAAACUGGAUAAAAAUAGAUCAAUAUAGAAAGGACGAGUAACGAUCCACAUGUUGACGGGAGCACCAAACAUUUAUAUGUGUGUACCUUUCUUGGAGGUGUAUGGUAAAAACGUUAAAGUGAGAUCCCUUGUCAAAUAAAAUAUUACAAGUGUUGAAUGGUGAAAUAGAUCCAAUUUGUUUUCUAACAUAAUGCUGAUAUCAAUUAACAUCCCUGUCAACGAGUGUUUACUUUUAUAAUCUAUCCAUAUACAUAUUUCCGAUUUAUUUUAUGUUUGUGAUAGGUUAGAGAACAAAAGGAACACAAGCAGAGAAGCGACACGAGCACGGAACUAACCUUUGUAGAAAAAAUGCAUUUAUAUGUUAUUUUACUUUAAUAAUUAAAAGAAUUCAUCUUUAUCUA
Messenger RNA from Mizuhopecten yessoensis (Yesso scallop), 1093 nucleotides. RefSeq lists its product as uncharacterized. NCBI's taxonomy places the organism in Eukaryota, Metazoa, Mollusca, Bivalvia, Pectinida, Pectinidae. The record is from RefSeq and is a predicted model, not a curated record. The transcript is spliced from 7 exons. The coding region runs from base 48 to 704 and encodes 218 amino acids.